Molecule: messenger RNA, 429 nt
Organism: Quercus lobata
Lineage: Eukaryota; Viridiplantae; Streptophyta; Magnoliopsida; Fagales; Fagaceae
Product: zinc finger BED domain-containing protein RICESLEEPER 3-like
Exons: 1
Coding region: 1-429 (142 amino acids)
Molecular function (GO): DNA binding
Source: RefSeq, a predicted model, not a curated record
AUGGCUGCUAGCAUGAGAAAGAAAUAUGACAAAUAUUGGGAGAAUAUUAAAAAUAUCAAGUUUUUGUUGUAUGUUGCUGUUGUGCUAGACCCUCGUUAUAAAUUGAGAUAUAUCAUGUUUUCCUUUAAACAAGUUUAUGUGAAUUCCAAGGCAGAAGAACUAACAGCAAUGGAGAAGGCAACAUUAACAAAAUUAUAUAAGCACUAUCUUCAAAAGGAUACUAGUGCUAAUGUUGCAAAACCUAGUGUAAGUCAAACUUUUGAGAUGGAUGUUGAUGAUGAGGAGGAAGAUGCUAGCAAGUUAUUUGCCUUUCAAUAUAAGAAACACUUGGAGGAGGCAAAAAGUUUGGAGAAUAAAUCUGAAGUGGAUAGGUUUCUGACAAAAAAUUGUGAGGGUCUAGGCAAUGCUAAAUUUGAUAUUUUGGCAUAA